Messenger RNA from Geosmithia morbida, 462 nucleotides. RefSeq lists its product as uncharacterized. Lineage: Eukaryota; Fungi; Ascomycota; Sordariomycetes; Hypocreales; Bionectriaceae. The coding region runs from base 1 to 462 and encodes 153 amino acids. The record is from RefSeq and is a predicted model, not a curated record. The transcript is spliced from 4 exons.
AUGUCUACAGAUGAGGAACUCGACCGCAACUGGCAGCCCAACGGCCGUCGUCCCCAGUCCACAAUGGCUCGCACCUUUUCCCAGGAGCUCAUGGACAUCUUCCGUAUCGAAAACUCCCUCACCGACCUCGACUCUCAGGUCGACCAGAGGAAACAGCAUGUAACCAAAUCCAACGAUGAGCUCGCCUCCCUCGAGGCCCGCCUCAAGGAGAUGGAGUCCCGUCUCAAGAAGAGCCAGCAGCGCAUGUCCAUGUCCCAGGUCUCCCUGGGCAGUCCCAAGCCCUUCUCCGUACCUGCCGCUGCCUCUUCUUCCCAGCAGCAGCAGCAGCUCGAUGCGCCCGUCAACAAGGACGACUCCAAGUCCCGAUCUCGCCCUGGAACCGCCCGUGCUACCCAGCAGGCCCCCAGUGCCGGCGACAUGCCCCCCACCCCCGGUGGUAGCGAAGAUGGUGACCACGAAUGA